AUGCCAUUGUCAUCGAACCAAAUGGAGGAGCUUAAUUUGUUCCAGAGGAAGGUCCACGAAGACCAGCCCAAGGACUUGCUUCAAUUUGCCGCAAACUACUUCAACCGAAGAUUGGAGCAGCAAAGAUUCUUUGCGCGGAACCAAGAGUCGCUCGCGCUGUCGAAGGGGAUCGUACUGUUUCCUUCGGCUACAAGAAAUGAUUCUGUGGUCGCGUCUGGCAGCCUUGGCGGGAGGAUUGGCGGCCUGGGCAGUCUAGGUGGUACGGAUGAUCAGGACGUGCUCUUCAAGGCGCCCUUCGCCGAACAAGACCCACACGCUCACGAUCCGCAUGCAACGCACGAAAACUCGCAAGACGGCGACCAACAGAAUGAUAGUGACGCUGGCGGCCUCUUCAAGAACAACUUCAGGGUGAAUCAGUCCAGCGACAAGGAUAUCAAGAAGCCCGUAGACCCUAUGGCGCCAGAUCACACAAAAUCACCAUCUCCUCAGCCCACCAAGAUACCUAGAAGAUCUACUCUUGCACCACAACCUUUGCCACUGAACUUUAACGCCCAAAGGCGCACGUCUGUGAGCGCCGAAACGAUGACUCCUGACAACCUGGAUGACUGGACUCCUGAGAACUUCAACGAGAAGACUGGCGAACAGCUGGCUCGUCUAGAAAAGGCUAUCGGUAGAAACUUCCUGUUCAACAAGUUGGAUUCUGAGUCUAAGAGACUAGUAAUCAACUCGCUGGAAGAAAAGACAGUUAAGCAAAGUCAAGAAAUUAUCAAACAAGGCGACGAGGGUGACUACUUUUAUAUCGUUGAGAAGGGCACCGUCGACUUUUACGUUGGGAACGAAAAAGUGAAUACUUCAGGCCCCGGGUCCAGCUUUGGCGAGCUAGCGUUGAUGUACAACAGCCCCAGAGCCGCUACAGUUGUAGCUAACACGGACUGUGUAUUGUGGGCUCUGGAUAGGCUGACUUUUAGGCGGAUUCUGCUUGGAGGUUCUUUCAAGAAGAGAAUACUCUACGACGAAUUCCUGAAAUCAAUGCCUGUACUUCAGUCACUGUCCACAUACGAUCGUGCCAAAUUGGCAGACGCGCUAGACACAGAGCUUUAUCAUCCGGGGCAGGUUAUUAUCCGCGAAGGCGACAAUGGUGAAAACUUUUACUUUAUUGAAUAUGGUGAAGCUGAGGUCUCUAAGGAGGGCCAAGGUAUUAUUGCGCAUUUGAAACAGGGCGACUACUUCGGAGAAGUAGCCCUACUGAACGACCUUCCUCGUCAGGCCACUGUGAAAGCAAUCAAGAAGACCAAGGUCGCCACACUUGGAAAGAGUGGGUUCCAGAGAUUAUUAGGGCCUGCAGUCGAAGUCCUGAAGCUCAACGACCCUACGCGUGUGGACCACUAG
This is a messenger RNA of Lachancea thermotolerans CBS 6340, 1389 nucleotides long. RefSeq names its product cAMP-dependent protein kinase regulatory subunit BCY1 (gene BCY1). Gene Ontology annotation, molecular function: cAMP-dependent protein kinase regulator activity. Bases 1 to 1389 code for a protein of 462 amino acids. NCBI's taxonomy places the organism in Eukaryota, Fungi, Ascomycota, Saccharomycetes, Saccharomycetales, Saccharomycetaceae. Gene Ontology annotation, cellular component: nucleus; cAMP-dependent protein kinase complex. The transcript has a single exon. The record is from RefSeq and is a predicted model, not a curated record. Gene Ontology annotation, biological process: regulation of protein phosphorylation.